Molecule: messenger RNA, 1617 nt
Organism: Metarhizium brunneum ARSEF 3297
Lineage: Eukaryota; Fungi; Ascomycota; Sordariomycetes; Hypocreales; Clavicipitaceae
Gene: tim44
Product: Mitochondrial import inner membrane translocase subunit tim44
Biological process (GO): protein import into mitochondrial matrix
Cellular component (GO): mitochondrial inner membrane
Molecular function (GO): protein-folding chaperone binding
Source: RefSeq, a predicted model, not a curated record
AUGAAUUCCGUCGCUCGAAGCGCUAUUAAUUCUGAAAAUGCCCUAUCCCGGGCAUCUAUUCAUGUUGCCAAUUCAUAUAGCAGGUCUCCUGCUUAUACGAGGCUAGCCUCUCAUCUUUCUCAGACUUCCCGACUCGCCACAUGGAGUGCGAAUCAGAAGAUAAAUACUACGAAUGUUGUCCUUUCUCCUCUUCGAUCUCAGUUUCAUCCAUCCAAUAUUCGGGUUGUCCCAAUCGCCAUUUCGCAGCGCCGACAGUUCCAUGUGACCAGAAGGAGUUUGCAAGAUGAGAAGCCUGGUAAAGACUCGGCCAAAUCUGCUUCAGCCGGCGCCAAGGAAUCCGAAUCGGAAACCAAGCCUGAUGAAGAACAAUCAAAGAAGUCUGACGAAGGCGACAAUGGCGAACAGUCACAGAACAAGGAAGAUGGAAAAGAAAAGAAGGAAGAUAUGCCUCCGCCGCCGCCUCACGGCGACAAAACUCCCUGGCAGGUAUUCAUGGAAACUAUGAACACCGAGUUUCAAGCAUCGAAAGAAUGGAAUGAAUCAACAAAGCAGAUCGGCGCCGCUGCCCAUCAAUUUACUGAGAGCGAAUCGGUUCGCCGGGCUCGUGAGGCUUAUGAAAAGUCGACUGGUGCCAUUACAUCCACCACCGCUAAGGCUGUUAAAUCCACCGCUGGGGCGAUUGGAAAGGGUGCUUCUUGGACCUGGGAUACCUCGGUAAUGAAGGGUGUCCGAAAGGCAGCCAAUGUCACGGGCGAUGCUGUGGACAAAGCCACCAAGCCCAUCCGCGACACCGAAGCCUACCAAAAUGUGAAGAAUGUUAUCGACGACGGAAGCUCCUCCAGAUAUGGCGGAUGGGUGGAGAAGGAGGAGCGCAGGAAGAGGAGAGCAAUGAUGGAACAGCAAAAUGGUGCCUCUUCUCAAGUAAUGGAGGAAGAUCCAAAUGCGGGAACUAAUAUCACGCUUCACAAAGACGCCGCUUGGAAGGAGGCUUGGAGAGAUUUCCGCGACAGCAACAAGUUCGUCCAGGGAAUUUUUACCAUGAAAGGCCGAUAUGAGGAAUCUGAGAAUCCUCUGGUAUCAACCGCUCGAAGCAUAACUGACCGAAUUGGAGGUUUCUUUGCCGAGAACGAGACUGCCUUGGUGAUCAAGAAGUUCCGAUCCAUGGAUCCCGCCUUCCAGGUCGAGCCCUUCCUGCAAGAACUCCGAGAAUAUAUCCUCCCAGAAGUUCUUGAUGCAUAUGUCAAGGGUGAUACGGAAACAUUGAAGCUAUGGCUGUCAGCGGCACAAUUUUCAGUCUAUGAGGCGUUGACUAAGCAGUAUCUUCAGGCGGGCAUGAAGUCUGACGGCCGCAUCCUUGAUAUUCGAAAUGUUGAUAUUCUCCGAGCCAGAAUGCUCGAUCCUGGUGAGGUGCCUGUGUUUAUUAUCACUUGCCGCACCCAAGAGGUCCAUGUGUAUCGCAAUGCAAAGUCCAAUGAGCUUGCUGCGGGGAUGGAAGACAAGGUGCAGCUGGUUACAUACGCUAUCGGCAUUACUCGAGUUCCGGAAGACGUAAACAAUCCCGAAACCCGAGGUUGGCGUUUGAUUGAAAUGCAAAAGAGCGGAAGGGAGUGGCAUUAA